ACUAUGAAAUAGUGUCACGCCUCUAUACACAUGUAAUGUGAGCAGAACUUCUAACCACGACGGAGGUGUUUCCUGACAGUGGUGGAAAUAUCGUUUUGGGUUUAUGACGUUCGGAUUCACCAAUCCAUUUUUCUUACUGCACUGAAGGAGCAUCAUUUUAUAUUUUUUAUCUCUUUCUUGGGUUUAUUUGGCGUGUGUACGAAUUAAAAGGAAACGUUUUGAAAAUUGAAAGAAUCAUCUCAAGGAAUCGCAAAGCGGAACACCAUAUAAUCGAGGUGAGUCAACGUACAAUUACAAUGCGUUAUUUGACGUGUGUUAACAGAAGGUUCCUCAUGACUCACUUAAGUAUUGUAGAAUCAGUCUAAAGGGUUCAAAGGAUUUGUGUUUGGUGCUCUAAUGGAAUAAGCCUUUGCACAUGUCAGUCAAGAGCACACUUUGUUCUUUGUUAUUGAGAAAUCGGUCAUUUGUCACAGCUCACAUGCACCGCUCAUAGCUAGGUUAAAAACGUUUUCAGAAAAGACUUUUCGACCAUUUUUUCGGAGAAUGUCGUAGAUGAGCUGGCUUUCCAAGUGUUAAGCGACCUGUUGUUACAUAUUUCUGCGCUUCAGUGCCGUUGACGCCAUUUUUAUGUAACCGACAAUAUAACCAAGAGACAAACGCGCGCCGAGUACUUGCGACAAAUUUAUCUGUUACAAAUCCACAGGUGUUUCAUUCAGGAACAGGCACGAUAGAUUUGGCGAUAAAUUGUAGCGCUGAUCCCUUUAUUUAGCCAGGAAAUAAAGGAAAUCUUUCGAAAUAUUUUACAUAAAAAAUAUUACCGUGCGAUAAAUCGGGCUCAAAANGUUACAUAUUUCUGCGCUUCAGUGCCGUUGACGCCAUUUUUAUGUAACCGACAAUAUAACCAAGAGACAAACGCGCGCCGAGUACUUGCGACAAAUUUAUCUGUUACAAAUCCACAGGUGUUUCAUUCAGGAACAGGCACGAUAGAUUUGGCGAUAAAUUGUAGCGCUGAUCCCUUUAUUUAGCCAGGAAAUAAAGGAAAUCUUUCGAAAUAUUUUACAUAAAAAAUAUUACCGUGCGAUAAAUCGGGCUCAAAAUUUCUUGUGGUUUGUGUCAAAAGGUUCCUUUGUGUUCAAACAAACACAAAAGCGGCAACAUGAUUUGUUCCCCCAUGCAUGUCGUUUUCACUGUUUAUUUCGAUCUGUGUCAUGCUAACUUCAUGCCAGCAAUUCGUGUAUUUUGCCCAACAGAAGAGAACAAAACUUUCACGCACUUCGUUCUGCAGUGUUCGCACGAUGAGUUUUUAAUUAGAUAACCGAGCAGCAUUGGAGGAACCUUGUUGAUAUUUGAUAAACACGAUUCUUGUGCCACAUGUCGGCUUGAUCAAAGAUUCUUGAAUUGUGUUUACAAAACUUUUAACUGUUUUCUCUUUGCAUGCCCGGGGAGAAGAAAAAAUUCAGCUUCUCUCACCAGAUUCGUAACAAGGAUUUAAUUUCAUUUGUUUGUCUUUGUCAUUUUACGAGUGAAAAUUGGCUUUGCUUUCAAGCACGAUUUUAUUAUUUCCGGUGGUUUUGGAAAUUUUGUGAAAAGACUGCGAAGAUUUAUAAAGAUUUCGUGACUUCCAUAAACAACGGCAAUUUCGAUCGGAUUGAUCGGCCAGUCGGCAGGUGUUGACCGUCUGAUUUUGGUGUCACUGUUUUUCCUGUUUGGCUCUUUCUUUUUUUCUUUUUGUCUGCACGUGUCGUAAUUCCCAUCAUUUGUGGAAGAACAGAGGAGGAAAGCUGCUACGCAUUUUUCUGGUUUUAUAAACAGCCCGCAUAGUCCUCAUCUAUUUCUCAAAAUUCAGGAUACGAAGAUGACAACUUUUUGUUUUGACUCAAAAGCUCUGUUGACUGCCCGUCUUAACAGCGACUUUAGCUAAUAAAGCGGUAUCUUGCGCAAGAUUUCUUUAAUAUCUCCGUAAAUGGCACGUUUUCCAAAAGACAAAACAAUCCUUUAUUCGGGUACUUUGAGACCUCAAGGAGCGUAGGUGAAAUAGCCCUCGGCUAAGUCUAAUUGCACUUACCUGUCAAAUGUUUUUUCUGCAACUGGCAUUAAGAAAAUUGGUUGUGCUGUUAACUAAAGGCAUUUGAUAGUUAAAACAAUUUGAGAGAUACAUCGACGGAGGGAAAGUUUUUGUUUUGGACGUAUUUUUUCGCUGUUCAAUGCGAUAUGUGUUGACAGUAAGUUUUUGUCAUGUCACCAAGCCAUUUUGUUUCCAAUUUGUGUCAAAUUUGUUUGAAGCAUCUGAUUUGCUUCAGGCAUGCUGUCGUUUUUAUUUGAACAAUGAACACAAAAAAGUUUGCCAUAGAUGAAUAUUAAAGAAAAAAUGCUUGAAACAGUCACAUUCCUAAGAUCAAAAACAUCAAUUUCACAAUUCAAGUAAUUUAAUCCGCCCUUCUUGCCGAAAAUUAAGGGGAUUACAAAUUGUCGGUAAUUGAACCGUGAACAAACAAGAAAACGGAAAUGGGACAUUUACAUUUUGUUUUAAAUAUCUUUUUGUAGGUUGUCACUGAUCUUUUCCUUUGAUCCCUUAUUAUUUGUUGUUUAUACAACGGAAAUUUUUGACUUUCCGGUGCAAAUGGAACAGAAUGAUUUAAUUUACACCGGUCCGUAGCUAGAGGUUUUGCUAGAAAGACUUGAGUGAAUUGUUUUUAUUCUCUCUUUUAUCAAACUUUUCAUCAUAAGAGAGCCACAACAAUGGACCUUUUAGCAGUUAAAGUGGUAUUGAAGACCACUUCUAAAUUUCAAAGCAAACACCUCCUCGCUGACCUGAUAAUCAUCAAAUCGAAACUCCAGAAAACGGCAUAUUUGCAGUAGUAUUGUUUUAAGAAGAACAGGAGCCAACUUAACAAUGGAAAAUAUAGAUUUUAAUCGGAGUAGCACUUGUAAAUUAAGUCUAUAAGAAGCCAUAAAUGGUACAAAACUUUGUUGCCAGAAUUAUUUUUUGCGACAUUCCACAAUACCUGCUAUCUUCUUGAUACAAACAUUGAGCUUUUUCUCUAAAUUAACACCACAAUUUUAAAACAAAAAUAAAUAUUUAGGGGCCAUCAGGAUGUGCCCUUCAAAACAAACCAUAGAAUAAAAAUAUUUUGAGACCUUGAAAAAUUCUUGAAGGUUUUGCAUGAUUAAUUUUGAUUUGUGCAGGUCUGCCAAAAAAAAUUCUUUUUUUUUUUUAGAAAGGACAUGAUAGAAUUGUGAUUGUUAAUAAUAAUUUUUUAAGCAGGUGGCUCGAAGAAAAAAUCCAAGGUAGUAAAAAAAAUUGUUGUGCCGAAGUUCAUCAUCCUUCCAGUCCUAGCAAUAUGCAAGGUGUUUGUCACAUGAAUCUAAUAGCCCACGUUUGAUAUAUCAAAAUUCUAACGUGAUCACUCCCAGGCUUUCUGGUCAUAUUACUAUAUUUGGUUUGGUUUUCUUUGUACUCUAGUCUCUCCGGGGAUUUGCAAGACAAUGGAGUCAUGAAAAAAUUGCAAUUUUGUUCCUAAAGCCUCAGAGUCAUGUUAGAAUUUUAAUGUUAUUUUUAUAUUGAACGUGGGUUAUUUAGUGGACUUAGCUCCCUAAGUCUCCUGUAGCUCAGUGGUAGAGCAUCUGGACUAGUCAGCAACCAGAAGGUCAUGGGUUUGACUACUCUUGGAAGUACUCAGGUUUUUUUCUUCCAAGCUGCCUGUGUUACUGAAUGAAAUAAACAUCUUUCCUUUAGAAAGGACACAUGUCCGACCAGCUGGUCACCAUUUCAGGCGGACAAACCAGAAAAAUUAUAGGAGAUUCAUUACCUGGACCUUUUAUUUUAUUUUUUAAUGAUUUAAAAUGACAGCCUUAAUUAGUAUUUGAUCUGUCCGGUUAUUAUGUCUGGCUGCAAGUAGGAUUUUUUAGGGCCGGCUUGAGCAAAUUUAAAGUUGGACAUUGUCCGAUGAUUAACAGUAGUGUUAACUGGCUCAACUUUUCAUGUGACCAUUCACACACAAGCAUUUCAGUGUAAAGCACUGAAAACAUUGACUGUUUUACUUCAGAAUGCCCCUGGCUUUAUUUGGUAUAUUUAACUGACCUGAUCUUGAAGUCGUCAUUGAUACAAAAUAUUUAAUCUGGUUGGUUUUUCUUUGGUGCAAGAUAAAGAUAGCAGGAGCCCCACGAAACAGGGGCAAAUAAACAGUGUGUUCAGUGGAGUGGAGCUUUAAAAAUCUCAUGAGAAAAUGGAGUUUAUGAUUGGAAGAGGCUUAUGUUGGUUUUCGUAGAGGUAGCAUGUAUGUUGUGCAUUUACCGGUAGCUUGCUCAUUUCACUGAAUUAUUAAGCACUUCUAUUAAAACUUUCAUAUGCAUGGUUUUUAUUGAUAUUAUUUGAUGUUGUAAGAGGAUCAGUUUUUAUGUCCCAUCAUGUUUUUUCAGGUGUAAAUUUCAUUUUAAUUUGUUUUCAUUUACUAAAAUGUUUAUUGCUAUGUGGUCAUGUUACAGUUUGUCUGUUGGGGUACAGUGUCUGUGAAGCUGCAGAUAUUAAACCUGAAGAGACUAGGUCUUUGAGCUGUCUCUGAUUGUAUGGGCAAUAGGGAAUCAGUCAAGACUAUAUAAUAAAUUUUUAUUCUCUGUCAGAAAGAGUGAAAGUAGCAGAUUUUUUGUGAAACAUUUUGAAGUGAGCCCCACUUAUGACAUUCCAGAAAAUGGAAGGAAGUAUUAUUAAUUGCAUGGAGAGUAUUUGCAUAGUGUGCUAUUUCUGUUUUUGAUAACACACACUUACUGUUUUAAAUUCAUUACCUUCAGGUGAGCUGAUUCCAUUCACUGUUCUCUUCAACAAGGGACACACCAACUUGGUGUUGAUAGACUCUCUAACAACAAGAUGGGAGAAAUGUAUGUGAUAAUAACAACAAGAAACAUUCUAUGGAUGGUACUAUCUUUAGUUGCUGCUUUAGCAGUCAUCGUUGGGAUCAUGACACCUAAGUGGCUAUAUGGACGUGCAGAACCAUUUGUGGGUGACUUGAAGGUUAACUCUACAAAAGAUAUCAACUCUGACUUGUGGUACCAACCUUCCAUUGGGAUUUACAACCGCUGUAGAAAAAUUCAAAGAUCCAUUGGUGGUGAUCCUGAGUUAAACUGUUAUAAAUAUGCCAGAAGCUUCAUGGAGAUACCUUCAGCAGCAUGGAGGGCUUGUCUGUUUUUUCUCUGUUUGGGAGCAUUUCUUCUAGGAGUUGUUGCAUUAAUGUCAUUAAUCGGAUUCUGUGUGCAAAGUGUUGGAAGGAAGUCUAUCUUCUCACUUGGGGGAGUGAUUCAAGCAAUGGCAGGUAAUUUCACCAUUUAGUUUAAUGAAUAUGCUUGAAGCAAGGUUUUAGCCAGAAGAGUGUCCAACCGUCCUACGGACACCCAUUUUUGGAAGAAAUAUAAGAAAAAUCCACCUAAUCUCUUAUAAUUUUAUGGGAAAACAUCCCUUCUAGACGGCCAGGUUUUAAUUUCUGGCUAAGGGCCUAGCUUGAGGUCAAAGUAAAUAGCAAUUUUUAAACCCCCACCUCCAUAUAAAGUGGAACUGGUGUCUAAAAUCCUGCCAUGUACAAAAGUCUUUGGGACAGUAAUGCAGUAUUUGGUUUAAUGUUCUGAAAUUUCUGGGUUCCCUGUCAUAAAAUUCUCAGUGCAUCCUUUUGGAAAUUUUCUUGUGGUUCUUCCUUCCCCACCCUAUACAAAGUUAAAACCAAGCAAAAAUUAUGGAUGCACACAUUCAUUGUUGUUUGUGGGGUAAGGGGGAGGUUGGGCAUGUGUGAAUUAAUUGAAAAACGCCCCAUUGUAAAAGUGUCAUAAGACUUUAGUCCAUGAUUAUAGGCUCAGGUGGACAAAACUGGGGAAAAAUUGACCGUUGAAUGCACAGAAUUCAUAAAAAACUGCUAACUAGUCAGCGGGGGUGUAUAUAGGCCUUUAGAAAUAUAAGGAUAUGUAUGAUUUCAUAAAUCAUUAUAACUUAUUUGACAAAAAAGAAUGCUAGAAAUUUUGACUCUAUAAGGUUAUUCAAAACUGUGAAGGCACCCUUCUGCCAUCAAACCCAAAUCAAAAUUCAGAAGCAGCGAAUCAUGAAUAAUUGAAACCAAGUGGUCAUAAUUACAAUAUUAUUCGAGAUUUUGAUAUUAUUGUAAUGCUGGCAUUUAUCAGACACUUCUUGCCUUCGUAAAGACGCAGUGGAGUAUAUCAUUUGAUUUUUUACUACUAUCAUGUGCUUGAUUUCUGCCUAUCUUUAAAAAAAUCAUUAGUUUGUUUUACUUCUGUUUCUGCAGCUCUCUUUCUCGUCAUUGGACUCAUUCUUUAUCCAGCUGGUUGGGGCAGUAAAACAAUUGAUGAAUUGUGCACUCGACCACUUAUUCAGAAACCUGGAGUGUUUGUAAUCAAUGAUUGUUCACUUGGAUGGGCUUUCUUUGUGGUGCUUGGAGGGACACUGUUGUCAUUUCUGUGUUCCUUGUUAUCAUCUCAAGCAGAGAAGUCCACGUCAAGUGAUGAUGUUCAGGACCAGAUAUCUGAUGGAAGGACAGUGAUCUGUUUAAUUUAG
This is a messenger RNA of Porites evermanni, 6550 nucleotides long. Lineage: Eukaryota; Metazoa; Cnidaria; Anthozoa; Scleractinia; Poritidae. The record is from the annotation of a GenBank genome assembly.